This is a messenger RNA of Hyaloscypha bicolor E, 1725 nucleotides long. Its product is annotated as MFS general substrate transporter. The record is from RefSeq and is a predicted model, not a curated record. The transcript is spliced from 2 exons. Gene Ontology annotation, biological process: intracellular polyamine homeostasis; transmembrane transport. Lineage: Eukaryota; Fungi; Ascomycota; Leotiomycetes; Helotiales; Hyaloscyphaceae. Bases 1 to 1725 code for a protein of 574 amino acids. Gene Ontology annotation, molecular function: polyamine transmembrane transporter activity.
AUGGUUCUUGAUCCCGAAAAAGCAGAACUCGAGGCCGCAAGUCAUGUACCUCAUGACCUCGACGGGCCAGUCUCUCACCCCGGCAUCUCAACAACCAAAGACAAUGGAUUUUCAAAAAGAGAAGAGACAGAUGAAGACUCAAUCCACUCGCACUCCUCACUAGGAACCAUAGAAGCCGUUCCAGAAGAGACUUGCCCCCCUCAACGGUCGAAAUCAAAAUCCUCAUCAGUUCACUCUCGACCAUUGUCGAUAAUACCCCGCUCUAAAAGGAGAGGCUUGCUCGCGAGAUUUACUGUCAUUCCAGAAGUGGAACGACCUUAUGAUUAUAAAAGAAGCACGAAAUGGCUCAUCACGCUGCAAGUAGCGUUAGCAGCCGCCGCAGCACCGAUGGGGAGCGCGAUUCUCCUCCCUGCAUUGCCGCAACUAGCAACAGACCUCAACAGCACACCAACAAUCACUAACCUCUCGGUUGCCAUGUACAUGCUCUCCAUGUCCAUCUUCCCUCUCUGGUGGUCCUCCUUCUCGGAAACCCUCGGCCGGCGAACCAUCUACCUCGUCUCCUUCGCCCUCUUCGCGCUCUGGAACAUCAUCUCCGCAGUUAGCACCUCCAUGGGCAUGCUAAUCGUGAUGCGGAUCCUGGGCGGUGGCGCCUCCGCAUCCGUGCAAGCAGUAGGCGCCGGAACCAUCGCCGACAUCUGGGAAGUGCGCAAGCGAGGCAAAGCCAUGGGGAUUUUCUACCUAGGGCCUCUCCUCGGACCACUUCUAGCACCAAUCAUAGGUGGUGUCUUGUCACAAGCUUGGGGAUGGAGGAGUACGCAGUGGUUUCAGGUAAUUUAUGGGGGUGUAUUAUUUAUUAUAUUAACGUUUUGUCUCCCUGAGACGCUUGCUUUCAAGCAGCCUGCCGUUCCCCCAAUGCAAGCCGCGGACGAGAAUUCUGUACGGCCGGAUCUGGGCCGCGUCUCGACGCGGCAGUCGGUUCAGAUGAAGACAAAGAAGGUUGCCAAGGUCUUCAAGCGCUGUAUUAUCGACCCUCUGAGCGUACUGCUGUACCUCCGCUUCCCGGCUGUCCUCAUCACUGUAUAUCUGGCCUCCAUAACGUUUGGCAGCUUGUACAUGCUCAACAUCGCCAUCCAACAAACGUUCUCCGAAAAGCCGUACAACUUCUCCGUCAUUAUUCUUGGUCUGCUCUACAUACCAAGUUCUCUUGGCUAUCUCGCAGCAUCAGUGCUCGGUGGACGAUGGUCUGAUUACAUUAUGCACCGCGAGGCUCGCGCUGCUGGCCGGUACGACGAGCACGGGAAACUGGUGUUCCGUCCUGAAGACCGGAUGAGAGAAAAUGCCUGGAUAGCGUCUGCGAUCUUCCCGGGUGCUCUGAUCUGGUAUGGCUGGACGGCUGAAAAGGGCAUCAUUUGGAUUGUGCCCAUCAUCUCGAACUUCUUCUUUGGUAUGGGAAGCAUGGUCGUCUUCGGGUUGUCGACUACCAUGCUCACCGAAUUCAUGCCAAAGCGCAGCAGCAGUGGAGUGGCGGUUAAUAAUUUCAUCAGGAACAUAUUUAGUUGUGUGGGUGGUAUCAUUGCCCAGCCUCUCAUUGCGGCAAUUGGACUCGGGUGGCUGUUCACUGGCUUGGCGGUCAUUUGUUGGAUCAGUGCCUUCUCCGUCGUUUGGGCGAUGAGAAAAUACGGUCCGAAGUGGAGGAUUGCAAUGGAUCAGAAACUCCGAAUGUGA